AUGGCGAGUGAAGCCAUGCCCAACCCUUUCGCUCCUCUCACCAACCAGCCGCAGCAGCAGCAGCCGCCGUCCCAUGAACACCCUGCCGCUCCUCCCCCGAAGAAGAAGCGCAAUCUCCCCGGCACACCAGACCCUGACGCGGAGGUGAUCGCGCUGUCGCCGCGGACGCUGAUGGCGACGAACCGGUUCGUGUGCGAGAUCUGCGGCAAGGGGUUCCAGCGCGACCAGAACCUGCAGCUGCACAGGCGCGGCCACAACCUCCCCUGGAAGCUGCGGCAGCGGAGCGGCAAGGAGCCGAGGAAGCGCGUCUACGUCUGCCCCGAGAAGAGCUGCGUCCACCACAACCCGUCCCGCGCGCUGGGCGACCUCACCGGGAUCAAGAAGCACUUCUGCCGCAAGCACGGCGAGAAGAAGUGGAAGUGCGACAAGUGCGCCAAGCGCUACGCUGUCCAGUCCGACUGGAAGGCCCACUCCAAGACCUGCGGCACGCGCGAGUACCGCUGCGACUGCGGCACCCUCUUCUCCAGGCGGGACAGCUUCAUCACGCACCGCGCCUUCUGCGACGCGCUCGCCGAGGAGACGGCCAGGCUCACGGCCGCUAGUUCAGGCGCCGCGGUGGCGGCCGUGCCGUCCAUGUGCGGCGGCGGGCAAGGAUACCUCUUCGCCAGGCCGAACAGCAUGAUGCUCCAGCCGCCGCUCACCGCGCACCUCAAGCCUGCCGCCGCAGGAGGGCAGAUACUCGGCCACGCGGCGGGCGCCGUCGGGGACCCGCUCUGCGACGGCGCCGCGGCGAGGCACGGAGGGCUCUCGCUGUGGGGCAGCGACAACACGCUGCCGUCCUCCAUGGGCCACCACAUUGGCGGUCUCCUGUCGUCCGGUGGUGGUGGUACUGGCGCGCCAAUGCCAAUGCAGAUGUACGCGGAUCUCUUCGCGCCGAGCUCCGGUGCGCCGCCUCAGUUCGACAUGGCGCAGCUGAGCUGGCUGUACGGGAACAACGGCGGCAACGGGAAGCUCUCGUCAUCUAACGCCAGCGAGCUGACGACUAACUCCUCCAGAGAGGCGGACAGCGCGCCGUCCGUGUUCAGCGGCCAGCAGCACGCGAAGCCGGCCGCGGCGCCCACCGACAUGUCGGCGACGGCGCUGCUGCAGAGAGCCGCGCAGAUCGGCUCCGUCACGUCCUCCAACACCUCGAUGCCGCUCGCGGGGGCCUUUGAGCAGGUGCCUAACUCCGCCGGGCGGAUCGACGAGCGCAGCAAGUUCGACGACAGAGCUCUUUUCGGCGCGAGCCAGCACAAUGCUAACGUCCCCAGCGCAAUGGGCGAGCUCUCGGCGGCCACCGGGAACGUGCCGUACGACGUGUUCUCGGCGGCGCGCCACGCCGGCCUCAAGGACGCCGUCGGGAGGGAGGAGACCAGGGACUUCUUGGGCGUCGGCAUGCAAGCGCUCUGCUCAUCAUCGAUAAAUGGCUGGAUUUAG
Molecule: messenger RNA, 1476 nt
Organism: Triticum turgidum subsp. durum (durum wheat)
Lineage: Eukaryota; Viridiplantae; Streptophyta; Magnoliopsida; Poales; Poaceae
Source: the annotation of a GenBank genome assembly